Messenger RNA from Cylicocyclus nassatus, 783 nucleotides. The record is from the annotation of a GenBank genome assembly. Lineage: Eukaryota; Metazoa; Nematoda; Chromadorea; Rhabditida; Strongylidae.
AUGACCGAUGCUGAGAAACAAAACCAUAUUGAACUAGUGGAGCAGCAUACCUCCCUUUGGAAUGAGGAGGAUGUCCAUUACAAAAGCUUUCCUUCCAGAGCAAAAGCUUGGAGGGAAGUAGCCAAAGAUAUGGAAGUAACAUUCAAGAGCACCUUUGAUGUGGAUGUACUCCAAAGGACGUUCAAAAAUUUACGCGAUGUCUAUGUGCGCAAGAGGCGGGCAUACCAAGAUGCCGUGAGACGCAAUAGCGGAUUGCAGGCCGGCGCCUUGGAGCGCCUUAGAGCAUGGACUUUUUACAACGGUUUCGUGUUUUUGGAUCCUGUUAAUGAUGAAGGAGAACGUUACUGUAAUGUUGAGACGAUUCACAAUGACAAUAAUUCCUUGCUCGAUGUCGAAGAUAUCAGCGAUAUAACAGCAGCGGAGGCUCUCGAUAUGCAAAGCGAGACUGGUUCUAUGCAAACGCAGUCGCAAGGAUUCGAUACCGGUCCUGGGCAAACACACUCGCAAGUAAUAUUUGUGCAAACUGCACCGCCACCUCCAAAAACGAAGAAAUCCAGUAAGAAGCAGCAAAAAAUUAGUGCUAUUGAACAGUUCGCAACGGUCUUCAAGGAAAACUUUGACACCCCGGACUCGUUUGAGUCAAUGGGUCAUUUAUUGUCUUCAAACAUGCGAAAGCUUGACGCGCGAAGUCCUGCUCUUGCAGAAGAAUUUGCUAUCAAAUUCGAGCAGUUCCAGGUGCAGUUGACAACAGCAAUUUUCCAGUCUAGGAAUAGUCCGACAUAA